This is a messenger RNA of Episyrphus balteatus (marmalade hoverfly), 2161 nucleotides long. It is a transcript of the gene Mlc2, whose product is annotated as myosin regulatory light chain 2. Gene Ontology annotation, biological process: locomotion; post-embryonic development. The record is from RefSeq and is a predicted model, not a curated record. NCBI's taxonomy places the organism in Eukaryota, Metazoa, Arthropoda, Insecta, Diptera, Syrphidae. The coding region runs from base 147 to 821 and encodes 224 amino acids. Gene Ontology annotation, cellular component: myosin II complex; cytoplasm. The transcript is spliced from 3 exons. Gene Ontology annotation, molecular function: myosin heavy chain binding; calcium ion binding.
GUUUUUUUGAGUGUAUUGGUGAAAUUUGGACAAUUUUCGAACGACGGAAAUUUAACAUAAAGUACCUUGGCUUCACAAUAAAAUUGAUCAGAACCGUCAGUACGCUCUGACCGCUCGAUCCAACCAGACAACUAAAGUUUAGCAAGAUGGCCGAUGAGAAGAAGAAGGUUAAGAAGAAGAAGACAAAAGAAGAAGGUGGCACCUCAGAGACCGCUUCUGAGGCCGCAUCUGAGGCAGCAACCCCUGCACCAGCUGCAACUCCAGCACCUGCUUCGACCACUGGCUCAAAGAGGGCGUCCGGUGGAUCACGUGGCUCAAGGAAAUCAAAGCGCGCUGGUUCAUCUGUGUUCUCCGUUUUCUCACAGAAACAGAUCGCUGAAUUCAAGGAAGCUUUCCAACUAAUGGAUGCUGACAAAGAUGGUAUCAUCGGUAAGAACGAUUUGCGUGCCGCUUUCGAUUCCGUUGGUAAAAUCGCCAACGACAAGGAAUUAGAUGCUAUGUUAUCCGAAGCAUCUGGCCCAAUUAACUUCACCCAAUUGUUGUCGUUGUUCGCCAAUCGUAUGGCCCAAUCUGGUGCCAACGAUGAAGAUGAAGUUGUAAUUGCUGCCUUCAAAACAUUCGAUAACGAUGGUCUCAUCGAUGGUGAUAAAUUCCGUGAAAUGCUCAUGAAUUUCGGUGAUAAAUUCACAAUGAAGGAAGUCGAUGAUGCAUACGAUCAAAUGGUUAUUGAUGAUAAGAACAUGAUCGAUACAGCUGCCUUAAUCGAAAUGCUCACUGGCAAGGAAGAAGAAGGAGAAGGUGAAGGUGAAGAAGGUGCAUAAGCACAUACAACUCUUAACCAAAACCCAAAUGAAAAAAAACAACAUCUUUUAAUUUUUUUUAAAAAUUUUUAUUUAUUUUAAUUUAAUAGUUUAAUUUAAACUUAAAAAAACAAUUUUUUUCAUUUUUUUUUUAUUUGCUAAAAAAACAAUCAAAUCAGCAAAGUAAAUAUGAACAACUAUAUUUAUAUAAAAAAAGUGAAAUUUUUUUUAUUAUUAUUUUUUACAAAAGUAAUAUAAAUCAAAGCAAGAGAGAAAUAUUGUUACCCAACAUCUUUUUCGGCUGCUUUUUUGUAGCCGAAAUUAAAUUCAAUAUCAAAUAUGAAAAAAUCAACAACACCUCAAAAGUUUUCAUAAAAAAAUAUAUUUUAAUUUAAAAAAAAAUAUACAAAAAAAACUAAAAAUCUAAAUUUUCUUAUUCACGUCAAAUCUCUCGAUUCGAUCUGGUCAAAAGCGGUUAAUCUCAGGGCCUGUGACUAUAUAGGGUUUCAAUUUCUUCUACAACACCAAGAACAACACCAAAAAAUCAUCCCUCAAACAUAAUUUCAUGUUUAUAUUUCAUACAAAAUCAUAUCAAAAAUAAUUUUUUUUUUAAAUUUAUUUUUAAAACUAACAACAAAUUUAUAUUUAGCAACAGUGAAGAGUUUUAUAGAAAAAUCAAAAAAAUAGGUUUAAAUCACAAAAAAAAAACUUAUACAGUACUUAUCUUCUACUCGUAUAUAUUUAUUUAUACAUAUUUUUAGUGUGAAAUGUUUUUUCUUUUAGUGUGGAAAGCAAGCAAUUCAAAAAAACAAAAAAAAAAAAAUUAAAAAUUAUAUUUAUCAAGAGUUAAUUAAAUGCAUAUAAUUUAAAAAAUAAUUAGCAAGCAGUCAACCAAAAAUACAUAUAACGCCAACACUAUAUAUCAAAUUAAGUGCAUUAACCUUGGCUAAAAUUUAUAUAUAUAUAUCUUAUAUAAUAUACUCGUAUAUAUACAUACAUAUAUAAACAAAAAACCCUCUAUCACUUAACAAAAAAAAAAAAAAAGAAAAUACUUUGUAUUAGUUUCGAUGUUAUUAUUCUUAUUAAAAAAUACAACAACAAGAAAAAAAGAUGCCAAAAGUAUACAAUUGAUCAAUCUAAAAAAAAAGCAUCAUCCUAGAUAUUUUGUAUAAACAUUUAUUUAUUUAUUUAUUAUUAUUUUAAUCAAACCGAUUCUUAAAGGAAGACUUAUAUAUAUAUGAAAUAAUCAAACUAACAAAAAAAAGUGUGUGUAUACUAUAUUACUAACAAUUGCAUAAAGCAUAUAUAUCUACAAAAAAAAGGGUUAAAGUUUCCAAAAAAAAAAAAAAAAAAAAACAUAA